UCACUUACAUCAAGUCAAGGACUGCCUCCACGCGCACAUUAUUAUCAGCCAAACCAAAGCGAGUGUCCUCUCUCGUCCCGUUUACUUAGGUUUUCCUUUCCUAUACCCUUAUAAUUACGACUUGUCUUGUUUUUUCUUUUUCUUUUGGAAAGCUGGAAGACACCCCAGAUCUGCGCUCGCUUCAGCAUGCGUUUGGCGGACGGAGCGCACUCUUGGCGAGCUCUUCAUCAUCAGGCGCAGGGAUGAUGUUCAACUCAUCGGGCGCACUAGAUUUCUUCUCGUUCACUCACCCUGAGGUCGCGUCGGAAGUUCUCAAUGGUUCCUCACACUUAUUCUACAACAUCUCAAUGGCCAUGUGGAACAAUUCCUGCGGGGAACAACUGCUUGAUUUCACCUCAGCGGAGAAGAUUGUUAUCGGAAUGAUGCUGGCCAUCAUCACCACCGUGACGGUGAUUGGAAAUAUGUUGGUGGUGAUUGCGGUGUGCGUCGUUAAAAAGCUCAGACAGCCGUCCAACUAUCUGCUGGUGUCUCUGGCCGUGGCGGAUCUUUCCGUGGCUAUUGUGGUGAUGCCAUUCGUGAUCGUGACGGACCUCACCGGAGGAAAGUGGCUUUUUGGAGAGGUCUUCUGUAACAUCUUCAUCGCUAUGGAUGUGAUGUGCUGCACUGCAUCCAUCAUGACGCUGUGCGUGAUCAGUGUGGACAGGUAUCUUGGAAUUACUCGCCCUUUGACCUACCCUGCUCGUCAAAAUGGCCAAUUGAUGGCGAAGAUGAUUUUUGGUGUGUGGCUUGUGUCUGCCUCCAUCACACUGCCGCCAUUUUGCGGCUGGGCGAAGAACGUUAACACGGCUGGCGUUUGUCUUAUCAGCCAGGACUUCGGCUACACCAUCUACUCCACCGCCGUAGCCUUCUACAUCCCCAUGAUCGUCAUGCUCUUCAUGUACUACAAGAUCUUCAAGGCUGCCAGAAAAAGCGGCGCCAAACAUCGUUUUACUGACUUCCCCCGUCGGGAACGCCUGGAGACCGUUGCCAGCGAAGCCCUGAGGAUGCAUGGCCUAAAACCUCAACACACACCUGGCGAGGAGUGUGCUGCUCUUUCUCGUUUUCUCAGCCGUGAACGACAGAAUAUCUCAAUUUUUAAGCGAGAGCAAAAGGCAGCUACGACAUUGGGCGUGAUAGUUGGAGUUUUUGGAAUUUGUUGGCUGCCGUUUUUUAUUCUAUCUACAGCAAGACCCUUUAUAUGUGGGGUCAAGUGUAGUUGCAUCCCAAUAUGGCUGGAGAGGACGCUGCUAUGGUUUGGAUAUGCCAAUUCACUAAUGAACCCCUUCAUUUACGCUUUCUUUAACCGGGACCUGCGCUCCACUUACAGGGAUUUGCUCCGUUGCAGGUACCGGAACAUAAACCGGCGACUGUCAGCUGUAGGUGUGCAUGAGGCACUGCGGGUUUAAGGUAUAGUGAUAAAGGAUGUAGUCUGGCCCAAUUUUGGUUUUCACAAAGCCGAACAAUGUGCAUUGCUACAUCCACUUAUUGGUUUUUAUAGAUAAAGUGUGAACAAUAAACAGAAUCACAGACUCAUAUUUCUUCAGAACACUCAUAUUUCUGUACCAUUAAGGUAUAGUUUUGGUCAGUAGUUGUUUUUUCCCCCUAUUUUUUCCCCCAUGAGACAACAAGGUAUACCAUAUUAGGCCUGAUUUCACUGAGGAUUAGACUUACUAAAAUACUUCUUCAGACAAAACAGGCCACAGAACUGAGAAAAUAUGCAUAAAAAAGACUUUGAUUUUGUUGAAUUCAUUAAAUAAUAUCAAUCAUUCAAACCUAUAUAAAUAUGUUUAUAUUUUAUUUUAUAUAGGCCUACCCAUUAUUCAGUUUUUCUUCAAUUCUAUUUAUAUAUGCUACUGUUUAAAUGUUAACGAUCAGUACAAUUUUUUAAGAAAUACUUUUAUUCAGCAAGAGAUAAUGUAAUUAUACUUUAAAUAAAAUUGUUCCUUUGUAUAAAGAACAAUGGCUAUUGGCUAUUUUCAGAACAAAUUAAAAUAUGAUUCAUGGUUUGGCUUCAACUCUCAAGAAUCAGGGAGAAAGAAACAGAUGUUCAUCUGGAAAUUUAGAUUGAAUUCAGGUAAAUUGGCACACUUUAAAUGAUAAAAGUCGGCCAAAAUUACCUGCAAUUUGCACAGCUUGCAUACAAUAGUGAUAUCCUAAAAUUAUAGCAACACUACGUUUGCUAUUUCUGUCUAUAAAUUCACAGCAAUCAGCUAUUUUUUUUUUGCUGUCAUAAAGCAACUGGCUGUGAUUAUAGGGAUGCUCCUGGCCGUUAUCUUCUCAAAGCUGUUCAUUUUCUCAUCACAAUGGAUUCCACAAUGUGACACAAAAGUGUAGCCUAAAUCUUCUCACUUAAUUCCUUAGUUUGUAUUUAGCCAGUCAUUGGUUAAAGCUGCUGGUUCAUUUAUCUGCAUUAAGCUGUGAUUAUAUUGAUUUCCCUCCACAUGUGAGUGUUCUGAAGAAGUAUGCGGCCACUUUAAAGCAGAUGUUCUGUACAUAUCAGGCGACCGAGUCUCCAGAGGAGGAAAAAUAAGGGCUUGUGGGCAGUUGUCACUAUGAGGCUUGACUGAUAUUGGAAAUCCAUCAGAAUGUGUGUGUGCGAGAGCGUGAAUCCCUGCCUAGAAACAACAAGAGACAGGACACUCACCUUGCUUUUCCGAUGAUUCAGUCCAUCUAUUUUAAGAACUUUAAGAACAUGGAAUAGCCGGCUGUCUUUGAUGGAACAUCUGACUCAGUGAGCCUUUGUGAAUAUGCUGUGAUCUGGCAUUGUCCAUUUUCUACCCAUUUUUUGACCUGAUGUGGCAAUUGGAAAAGACUUUCAAUGCCUUUAAGUGUCUCCUCAACCAUGAAUGAUGAAACUUGUGGUAGGCAAAAUUUACUGAGGACUGAAUUCCUGUUAAAUCUCAAGUCUUAAUUACUCUUAACAGAUACAUUAUUGACUGAAGAACUUGAUGUGGUUGUUUACACACGGAGAUCUAGAGGUGAAAUGUUUUUGAUGUACAGUUGUAUAUGUGUGUUGCCAAAUCUUUGUGAGAAGCUUACAAAGUGUUUCUUGUCACAGAUUUGAACCCUGCACCAGAAACAUUGAAAUUGCCUGUGCAUUUUUGUGUAUUACCUUUUCCGAACAAGGACAACACUAAGUGUUUUGCCUAGAUCGUUGAUGUAAAACAAAGUAAUGAGGAAAAUGAAGAAAGUUAAAGAAAUGAAAUAAAUUAAAAGGAAAA
Molecule: messenger RNA, 3260 nt
Organism: Rhinichthys klamathensis goyatoka
Lineage: Eukaryota; Metazoa; Chordata; Actinopteri; Cypriniformes; Leuciscidae
Gene: htr7c
Product: 5-hydroxytryptamine (serotonin) receptor 7c
Exons: 2
Coding region: 243-1445 (400 amino acids)
Biological process (GO): chemical synaptic transmission; circadian rhythm; G protein-coupled receptor signaling pathway, coupled to cyclic nucleotide second messenger
Cellular component (GO): dendrite; plasma membrane
Molecular function (GO): G protein-coupled serotonin receptor activity; neurotransmitter receptor activity
Source: RefSeq, a predicted model, not a curated record